AAAUUUGAGCGCCUUUUUUUCUUCCUUUUUUUUCUUUUUAAUUAAUUGUGUAUCAAUAUAAUCUUUCACAAUUGUUUUGCCAGAUCAUUUCCGCCAUUCGCUUCGUGGACACGACUCUCCCCUUCGACCAUCAACACAUCAACACAUACCCGUAUUCUUCCAGGUUCAGGUCAUCAAAGAACUCAAGCGCCUUGAAGUGAAAUAUUUCGGGUUGUAGUCGAAACACAAGGCACCAUGGCUGCCAUUGUCCAGACGAUUCCACAGACGGGGACAGUGACGAUGCUUCAGACUCGCCCUUCCUCCUCAUCGGGUUCCUUCGCGUCUCCGUCCCAGACGUCCCAUCAACAGAGUCCCCGGAGUCAAUCAGUGUCCCAUACGAUGGGUACCUCGACGAACCACAGGGGUCAUCAGGCAAUGGCUCCUGUAGCCCCCUAUGCCUUUACAGCUACGCCCGGAAACCCCCAGAACCGUCAGUCAUGGGCGCCUCAACCGAGGCUGGACAGCAGGUCGUCAUCUGCUACUUCAGUUCCUCAAGGGUCGGGCAGUUUCUCAUUCAAUGGAAGUAUGCACAACUCAGCAGCUGGUUCUGUAUCCACCGCAUCCACCUCUUCAUCUGGAUCCUACAUGUCCAAAGACGACACUGCCAUCCCUUCAAGACGCCAAGCAGGUGACCUAUCUCCGCGUCCGCUGUCGACCGUCAAUAUCCCUUCAUCGUCCUUCAUGAACAUCUCUUCUCCCGUUCUUGCACCCAAGCCGUCCCCCGACCGUUACCGUCGUGGGAACAGACGGGCUGAUAACUCGACUGCGGCUCACAAUUCGGCUGGUGUUCUCGCGACGUCGGGGCCAGUAGGUCGUGUGUCCACACCUGAUUCAACAACACAAGGGAAUGCUUCGUCAACCUCGAGCGUGCAGCGGCCUUUCCUGUCUCCGGACCGUAGCGCUGGUGGCCACGUACGUGUUUCCAGUGCGGACGAUACACGAUCCGAGAGACUACAGCAGCCUGAACUCGCAAAGCGAUAUAGACGCAGAAGUUGGGCGACCAUCGACACCGCUGGAGUUGCCGGUCUAAGAGGCGAGACACCUUCGCCAGAGAAUACACUGAUCAACAUGUCCGGUGCUCGUUCAAGGGAAGAGCGGCCCUCGUCACGGUCAUCUCACUCGGCCAACGGUAGCACAGACAGCAUACAUUCGACGCGGUCGAAUCACUCGGCUCCACGCGAUGCUAGCAGCACACGGGCUUCAUCGGCCAACGAGGAGAACGGACACCGUACCCCAGAAAUCUCCAAACGGCCGGCCAACCCUUCUCCAUUGUCCAAUCCGGUCACAAUGAGCCCUGUAGCCGAUGCGUCAAAGUCGACUUCACCAGCUAAGGAGGAGAAGGAGACGAAACCCGCUGAAGGUUCUGCAGCUCAACGGCUGGCAGACAUCACCAAAAAUGAGCAAAAGAAGUCUGGAAAAUCUCGUCUAAGGAGGGCAUUUUCUUUCGGAAGUGCGUCCGAGCUGCGACGUGUUUCUGCUCAACAGAGCCUCGGCAGGAGAGAUGGGGAAGUUGAGAAGACCCGUAGACAGCAGCUUAGUGAAGAACUGGGCGCUGAACAGGCUGAAAUCGCAGAGAGACAAGAGGCUAGCGGACUUGGAGAGAGUAUCUACUCGCAUUUCGCGGGGUCUACGGACAAUUUGUCUAUCUCCUCGACCGCUUCUUCUGCAUCUAUCAUGCUCCGCAAGAUGGGCAAAGGGAUGAAGCGUUCUACCCGGUCUCUCGUUGGGCUUUUUCGGCCCAAGUCUCUCGUGAAUGCCUCUGCAGAUCCGAUCGCCGUGGAGCCAAUGGCCCCGAAGGUGUCGAUAGUGAACAUCGAAGCUGACAAGAAGGGCACGGGCUUCAACCCAGAUACACACGGACAUGGUGGCGUCUUCGCUACUUCGGACGGAGCUAGCACAGACACCUCGAGAACCGGGUCUCUCCGUGAAGCAUCGCGUAAAAGCAUUAUGGGAGGAGAGAAGGAGCGUGCUGAAGUUCUCGCGGCUGUUCGAAAGGGCAUCCUUAAGAGAACUGGCACCGAUUCUGGGAACUCGUCCCCGGCCUUAAGGCCAGCGGAGUCUAGUGCUGCUCGUUCGAACGACUCUCCACACUCCAGCGCCCCCAGCACUCCUGAAGAUCGUGCUUCUGGGGCUGGGCAAAGACGGGCUGAUGCCGUGAAGAUUGAGGGCGAGGAUUACUUCCUUUCGGUAGGCAGGUUUGGGGGACCUGAUUCGAAGAGCGCCCCAAUCACACCGCAAUCGGUCUCGAAGAAUAUCGUAUUCAGCCCCCGUAUCCAGUUUCACGAGACCUGGCCUAGCGGGGAAUACGAUCGACGGGGUGAUAUUGCUACCUGCAACAGGUUGACUCCCCUCCUUGCGCAGCAAAUCAAGGAGGAGCUCAAUACCUUCAAGAUGGAGAUGGAAGUCCAUGAGACGUCGAAAGUCUACACCCAUUUUCUCUAGAUGACUUUACAACGUUCGCCUGGUCUUUCGGAAAGCUCGCGCAUAUUCGUGAGGCUCUUGUAGAUCUGCUGUCAUGAUCCUAUCGUUGAUUCCUGAUCACUCCCGAUUACGAUAUCUAGCGACUGUUCUUGUCUUGAUCAUUAGACUUGUCUCUAAAAGCAUUACGGGGCCCUCGACGUCUGGACCAAUUUUGACACGCCUUUUUGACGGAUCCAGCGUCAUCUCUUUCCUUUUCCUCAUAUACCAAGCGUUUGCUCUCGUCUGUGUUCGGAGUUUUCAGGCGUUACUGUUCCAAGGAG
Messenger RNA from Paecilomyces variotii, 2780 nucleotides. RefSeq lists its product as hypothetical. The transcript is spliced from 5 exons. Gene Ontology annotation, molecular function: actin binding. Lineage: Eukaryota; Fungi; Ascomycota; Eurotiomycetes; Eurotiales; Thermoascaceae. The coding region runs from base 235 to 2481 and encodes 748 amino acids. The record is from RefSeq and is a predicted model, not a curated record. Gene Ontology annotation, biological process: actin cytoskeleton organization.